CUGGUUUCAGUUCUAGUCAGUCUCCUCAGGGCUUUGGCGCAGGCUCUUGUCGUCGUGCGCAAGAUGCGUCUUUUCUGCCUUCGCUCGUCCAUUGCGGGGAUUUGUGGAUUGUAAAUGACAAUGUGACGCCCUCCGUGUGAGGAGCGGGAGGCCUCGCCGUCAGCCGGGGCGGCGCGUCUAAUAACGGGGGAAGAAACCGCAGGAAUCAUCUGAAGUGGGUCUCUGGACUAUGGUGCCAUACAAGUAUCCUGUAUAAAGAUGGAUGGCCGUGAAUUUGUAAAUAUGCCACCCUUGGGGUUGUCGGGUCUGACCCUGGACGCUGGGCGUAUUUCGACUAGAAAUACUGGUGGGCGCCUUAUGCCAUCUACAGGGCAGUUGCCACCAUUCUGCACAGCAAAGUGUUACCCGUCGCCUCUAGGACUGCAUUCACAGUCAGGCUUUCCCCAUCUGUCCAGAAGUGUCUAUCAUUCCUAUAUUCCAGUGAGUCACCUGGAGCCCAGUGGUGGUGUUACCCCAUUGUUAACACGUAUGGGACAACAUAGUGUGAUUGACCCUCAGAAAGAUGGAUAUUGCUAUGUCGGUCAACAGUCAGCAUAUUAUCCACAGACAUCAGCUUUAAAGACAUCAGCUAACCAGCAACACAGCUUGCAUGAAAAUGAUCCGGUGUGUCAUUCAUUUAAGAAUUCCAAAGAGACUUCCAAAGACUCUAAGGAAAAAGUUUUCAGAAGUGAAAUCUUGCUUACGCCUUCCUUUCUGAGCACAGCCAAAAAAGAUAGGAGGUUUUCAGAAGAGACACAUUCUGUUGACUUAAGUGACCGUGAGCUGGACAGUAAAGCUGAAAAGGAGAGGAAGAAAAUCGGCCUUUAUAGGGUACCUAAACAGGGGCAACAUCACUCGUCUUUUAUGUCAUCUGAGUUUAUGCCAAACCGCUGGUCGGGAAACAUUGAAACAAAGUCCAAACAUCUACAGACCUCUCUUCUGAGUAAUCAUGGGUGUAAUAAACAACCAAGUAGACAUGAGGAGAAUGUAAGGCCUUUGUGCCACACAAACUCAACUCAAAAUAAACUUGGGGAUUCUGUUGUGUCACAACAAAAAAAUUUGACUACACAAUGCACAUGUCCGUCCUCUCACCCUGUAAACUUUUUCUGUAAAGUAGCCUCCACAUCGCCCAAUUCUACACAGCCUCUCCACUCUUCCAUGUACAGCAUCGCCCAACAAUCCAAGGAACGUACCAAUGACAUAAAAACGUUAGCACCAAAUUUUGUGUCGACUAUCGAAACUUCUGAUGAACACCGAGACCAUGUUAAAGUUGGUUCUCAAGCAGGUAAUCUGAAUGGCAAAGAAUUGAGGAGGCCUGAAGAAAAGGCACAGUUUUCUCAUUCUCUUGGUCCUCAGGAAUUUUCAGUAAAUGAAACAAAACGUGAGGUAACCCGAGAGCAAGGAUCUGUAAUCUGUUGUAAUUCCUCCCUAAAAGGCCAAGGUGUAUCCGACUCUUUCUUGAACAAUCAUGACCACGUACCUACAGAGAAAAAGAUCUUUUCUUCUAGUGCCGAGCCUAUCCAUCGUGCGCAGGAAGACUGUGUCAAAGAGACAUGCAAGAUGUCUGGAUUAAUUGAUUUUCAUCGACAAAACCCAGGGAAUAACUUUGUAAAGCACCCGGAAGAGAAACCUAUACAAUUUGAAAACAAAUCGCAGAUACCUGUUUUAGCGACACAACACUCCCAAAUCCCUGAGGAAGAGGAAGGAUCUAAAAAUGUGGGUUCUAGAAAAAACAACAUGGAAUCCAAACCUCCAUCCGGCCAUUGUGAGCGCUCUGCCAUGCAGAAUCUUCUUAAGUAUAGUGGAAACUUUGAGAAGGAGACGACUGCUUGGCAAAGUAGCGGCAAAAAGAGUCCUUUUGGUGGUCUUGGCAACAUGAGGUUGGAUGAGGCUUCGUUAAAAGAUGCUAAAGUCCAUGGUUUGUCACAGGCAGAGGUCAAAAGAGAUCCUGAUACACCCGAUAGUGCCAAAACAGUGGCUAAAGAUUCCUUAAGCUUUCAGGGGGAAAUGGAAGUCAGGAAUCCACCAGUUGGCAUAGCUGUGGCUGUGGCUCGACAAAAGGACAGUGGUGGAAAUAAAAUGCUCUCCUCUAAAGGUCACACAAGGGAGGAGAGUGUGGAUGAAAGGAUCCGACAUUGCAAUGAGAGAUUGCUGUUGGAGAGACUUGACAGGGAGCAUGCAAAGCUUCUUCGAGAAAACAAAGAACUUGCUGAUCUCUCUCAGAUGCACUCGUCGGGAUGUGCGGCCAUUGGAUUGAGCCCUAACCUGAUGGUAACUGGAGGGACUGCACUGUCCAGACCUUGGGUUCCAGACUCCACUUCACAUUUGGCUGCACAUCCCUGGUUAUCUAGUGGAAUUAUGCCUUGUAUGUGGCAUGCUGAUCACCCCUAUGGUUUAGCUCAUCCCACUCUUCAUGAGGGAAUAAACCCUUCAAUUCCACCAGGAAUAGCUGCAUCAUUGCCAUCCGCUUACAGUUUUGCAAGAGAACCCCGCAGUGGACAAAUUGUGGUCAUUCCAGCCGAACAUAUAUCACAUUUUGCAGAAUUACUGGACCUGACGUCUCCCCUCUGGCCUUCCAUGUAUUCUUCGGCACAUACUCCGAUGCAGCACGCACACCAGCUUCAGCUGUUCUCUCAGCAGCAUUUAAUGCGACAACAUGAACUAUAUAUGUUACUGCAACAGGAAGCCGCACAUUCUACAAAUCUACAUAGGGGCGCACACCUAGAUGGUGCUGAGCCACCGAGAACUGAACAGCCAGAUCUUCUAGAUUUACAGAGAAAUGUUGACAUCUUGGAACUACAGAGAACUGCUCAACUGGAAGCGAAAGAAUUCCAAAGGAAAACCCAGCACCAGACCCAAGAAUGUCACAGAAAUGAACGGCGUCUGAUAAAACAAGGGCAAGAAAAAGUUGUGCGUCUGUCUCCACAUUUGUAUAAGGAAAGCUCUCUGUGCAGCUCGCCAUCCGACUCCUGCAGUAAAGGGUUCGGCUCUUCGCCUCUCCAUCUCAACUCCUUCUCUGCAACAAACAAAUUGGAGGAGGAGUCCGAUAAGCGCGCCUCCGAGGAGCCAUCGUUCAGCAGCGUGACACCUGCCUCAGCGUUACCAGCAAAAGUAGAAGUUAUUGUGGGGUCUGUGAAAGAUGCAGACAUGAUGGAGGGCGACGCGUCUCCACUUCAAGAUCCCGCACAUGGAUACUCCAUGCAGUGUCUCUCGCCCUCGGUGCAGCACCAGCUCUCUUAUGUGACUCAAUCAACAAAAGUUGAAAAUGCAGACAGGCUUGUUUCUGAAUCAAAGGCUUGUCACAUUGAAGCCCCCUUGAACCUUAAAUCCGUCCAUGUAUCUGAGGAACUCGAGGCUGCGGAAUCGCCGACUGACGCAAUUAAAACGGAAAAUGUACCAAUCGUUGCAAGUUGUAAGAUCUCUAAUGCCCGAGACGUUUGUACAGCGCCGGUGGAAUGCCAACAUUUUUUGUUUCCAGAAACAGAACCUCCAAAUGUAGGUGAGAUAGAAAAUGAAGGAGAAAUGGAAAGUCUUUCCCCUUGCAUUUCUGAAAUUAAUCUCUGCUUUGGAAAAGGAACAUGUUCAACUCAGACAGACUUCAACACGUUCGAGUCUCAAAAUAAUGAAAUUGAUUUGGUAACAAAACCUCAAGACGUUGAGCGAUCCCCCAGAACAGACGAAGUACAGGAUUUAAGUAUGAUGACUAGACGAGCAUGCGCAGGCAGUGCACCUUCUGGACCUGCUACCUGUAAGGAGGAGGACAUGUCUUCUCAACCGUCUGAUGUCCGAUUCAUUAAUGACCCACUGGCUGGGAUGAAUGUGUUAAUUGCCGCAUCGGAAAUGCCUCAAGCUUACUGUCUGCCGCCCAGAGGCAGCUCAGUCCUCGUGCCUGAUAUAGCAGCGGACGGCUCACUAUUCCAAGGAAUUGUGCUGCUGAGUGAAAUGGCUGAGACCGAGCUCGAGAGAAGAACGCAGACGGACAAUUUGCAGAGCUGCCACAUUAGACCUUCCCUUGAAAGCCUGUUGGCUGCUAGCUCUCAAAUGUUAAUGGAGGUGCUUUCUUCACCAACUUUGGAUCGCCUGAAAGCCGAAUCUAUUAAACUUCCGCGAGAACUAACCCCGAAUAAAAAAUAUAGCUGGAAACUGGACGCAAGCGCACAGCAUUUUUCAAUCGCGUCUGCCCUUGAGGACAUGGACUCGGUGGAGCUGGACUGUAGGGUAAGACUUGCCGAGCUGCAGAGACGAUACAAAGAAAAGCAAAAGGAGCUGGCAAAGCUACAGAGGAAGAGGGACUCUGAAGAAAAAUCUGAUGAGAAAAUGAAGACCUUAAUAAGAAGGGGUCCUGGUCGACCGAAGAAGAGGAAACAUGCAAUACAACCUCCUUUUCAUCACCAAGAAAGGAUGAAAAACAGUAACAACAGGAAGCUUAGCAAGUGUAUUUUACUCUCUGAGAAGACUAAGGCGGGUGACUGUCUACAAACGACACUACUCAACAUAUCAGAAGCUGAGGAGUUGGCGAAUGAAAGAAAAAGUGGAAUAGAUGAUUGGGGGGAUCACAGCAGUGCAUCGAGUUACUUGCAUGAGUUCACAGACCAUUGUCGAGAAAAGCAGAGAAAUGUAAGAAGCAGAAGAAGAAAAUCUGAUUUCCGGCAGAUGCAUAGAAUUCAGCUUUCCCGGAUUGUUUCCAAAGAAGAUACAGACUCGGAAGAUGACGACAACAUAAUAAGAAAUGAGUGGCUGUCCCAACCCAAACCAUUGCAUUACAGCAUGUGCAAUAUGCUGACACAAAAAAUGAAGACCCUUGGAAGAUCCCCGUCGCCUCAUCACAUGUCUUCAUUCUAUAGGACUCCCAAACCUAAGCAGACACACAGAAAUAGACACCUCUGUUUACUGCUACCUGAUCAAGAGGCCGAGUCUUCUUUCAGUGAUUCAACGGAGGACUCAAUGGACCAAGAUGUUAGCUCUGAAGACGAGGAAGAUUAUAUCCGCUAUGAUCUCCAUCGCCUGCCUUGUCCGUAUGUAGAAGAUAGCGGGCUGGGUCUUCUUGCGCGCUUCGCAGCCAAUGAACCGUCCAAUCCUAUCUUGUCUCCACCUUUAGCCACCGUUCAUUUGGAUGAAAAACAAAUGGAGGAUAAAGAAAAUCUAAUGGGUACAGAGUCUGAGGAAACAGAAUCGGAAAUGGAAGAAAAUGAUCAAGCCAUGUCUUUACUUGACCGAAAAUUCACGAACUCCAAGAAAGUAGGGAAUUCUAAACUGGCCGUAGAUACGAUGGACGUGGACACUAUUCUUGUUCAGUCAGAAAGUGAAAAAAUAAUGGACCAAGCACAGAAAUUAAAUAAAACUAAGCCAACAAAAGACCACAUCCAAGAAUAUGAAGCAGAAGUAAGCGAUGACGACCUCUGGAGUCGGCGCAGAAGCGAACGGAUCUUUCUCCAUGGGGCGAUCACUUCUCCAUCCGCAUUGACUGAUGUCACCACAAGUAAAACCUCUGUGUCUAAAACUGUUCGCUACAGCAAGAUGACAAGUCCCAAGAAGGGAAGGGAACCAAGAGAUAACUGUAAGAAGAAAAACUUUAAGGAGACUUCCAUCUUGGCCUCCUCAGAUACAGGUGGUUCUAUGUCUCAGAAUCAGCUCGGUGGAAACAACUCCAUGUCUUAUAGUCCAAAAAAUAAACUGAAGCUGAAGCCUAAAGGUUUGAAAGAAGAGACUAAGUGUGGAGCUGUCAGCAAGCUGAUGGAGAGUAUGGCUGCUGAAGAAGACUUUGAACCUAGUCAGGACAGCAGUUUCUCGGAGGAUGAGAAUUUUUCCCUUCCUGUGAACCCAGAAAGACCGCUUACACCAGCACCUCGUUCUUGUAUAAUUGACAAGGAUGAAUUAAAAGAUGGCCUCCGCGUUCUGAUUCCAAUGGAUGACAAACUACUGUAUGCGGGCCAUGUACAAACCGUUCACUCCCCAGAUAUAUAUCGUGUGAUUAUAGAGGGCGAGCGAGGAAACCGUCCGCAUAUCUACAGCCAGGAGCAACUUCUACAAGAAGCUAUCAUAGAUGUAAGGCCGCCCUCUGUCCGCUAUCUUUCUGAAGGAACAAGAAUUGCAGCGUACUGGAGUCAGCAAUAUCGCUGUUUGUAUCCAGGCACCAUCGUGCAAGGAAAUUUAGAUGAGGAUGACGAUACGGAUCUUGUGUCUGUAGAGUUUGAUGAUGGUGAUACCGGGCGAAUUCCAUUGUCUCAUAUCAGGCUGUUACCUCCAGAUUAUACAAUACAGUGUGCAGAACCUUCGCCUGCUUUGUUGGUGCCUAGUGUGAAAAGAAAAAUUCGUAAGCCAAGCAAAGAGAAAAAUGGUGUAAAGGAAGACUGUAAACCUGUUUGUGAAGAAAUUAUAGUAAACAGAAAACCCAGGGGGCGUAAACCGAGUAUCAAGCAGAUUUCAGAAGAAGUAUCGGCACAAGAAAAGACAAAAGAAGAGACUGUGGAGACAGCUAACGCUAUUGAUGACAACCACGUGGAUGUGACAUAUGCAAACAAAAUAACAGAUCGAGAUAGUAGUCAAACUGAGUCAGAGGUGUCUACAUCCGCAAAUGUAAGAAAGCAGCAAACACUGACAAUUACAAAAAAACUUUACCCUAAUCCCCCUUUUAGAAAUGCGGGAAGUGGGGAUCUAUAUGGUGAACCAGCUGAUAAUGGAAUCAACCAAACUACCUUAAAAAGGAAAAUAAAAGAAAAGCCGAGACAGAAGCAAGAAGAAAAGAAAGAGUCUAUGCCAAUGGAUGACGUUUUUCGGAAAAAUGAUGGACAGCUGAUGGUAAAAUUGGACCAUGAAGGUGUUAUGUCUCCAAAGACUAAGGAAACGAAAGAGGCAAUGCUGAGACUUGAAUCUUCUAAGAAUACAGGAAGGAAAGUUCGCAAGAAAACUACUGGUGGAUGUUACUCUAAGAGAGGUCCCAGCAGGCAGAAAGAGAAACGUUCUGGACUGAAGUCUGAGACUAGCGAGACGUUUUAUAGCUCUGACUCAAUGAAACUUGCAGGCAAUGCCUCAAAAAUAAUUUCUAAACAGAAACAGGGAAGGAAAAAAAAUGAAGGUCAGACAGAGACCAACAACAGCACUUCAGAGUCAGAGGAAGAUGUGGAGACGAAGGAAAGGAAGAACAAAGCACAACACGGUUCUAAUAGUUCAAGAUCUUCAAAAUCUAAGUCUUCAGCCUCUACCAGCAGCAGUAGCAGCAGCUCUUCUUCUUCUUCUGGUUCAUCAUCUUCUUCCUCUUCGUCCUCAUCUUCCUCACAUUCUUCAUCCUCAACAUCUUCCUCUUCUAGUUCCAGCUCCUCCUCGUCAUCUUCUUCCUUAACAGAUGAUGCCUCCUCAAGCAGCUCAGAAGAUGAUGCUCCAAAUGUUGCUUCCAUCCCUACAGACACUCAAAAGAAGCUGCGCAAAUGUGUGAAAUCUUGCAGUACAACGAAGCCUAUGAUGCAGGUUAAACAACAAAAGCAAGAGCAGCAAAGAGGCAGUAAAUGCAAACCAAAAAAGAGAGAGGGCAUUCAUCUGCCUACAACCAAGGAACUAGCCAAAAGGCAAAGGCUACCUUCUGUGGAGAAUAGGCCAAAAAUUGCUGCGUUCCUGCAUGCCAGACAGCUCUGGAAGUGGUUUGGUAAACCUACACAGAGAAGAGGAAUGAAAGGUAAAGCCCGAAAGCUAUUUUACAAAGCAAUUGUCCGUGGAAAAGAAAUAAUACGGAUUGGAGACUGCGCAGUGUUCUUGUCAGCAGGACGCCCAAAUUUACCAUACAUUGGAUGCAUUCAGAGCAUGUGGGAGUCCUGGGGAAACAACAUGGUUGUGAGAGUCAAAUGGUUUUACCAUCCAGAGGAGACCAGUCCAGGAAAGAAGCUUAAUGAGCCCAGGAAUUGGGAUCCGCAACUAAGUAAAAAUAGAACGCCUUGUCUGCAGAUCUCCGUCCAGAGGAAAGAUUUUAUGGAGCGUGCUUUGUACCAGUCCUCGCAUGUGGAUGAAAACGAUGUGCAGACUGUUUCUCACAAGUGUCUGGUUGUAGCUCUCGAUCAGUAUGAACAGAUGCUAAAGAGAAAGAAGUAUCAGGACAGCGAAGAUCUCUACUACCUGGCAGGGACCUAUGAACCGACCACAGGAAUGAUCUUCAAUACCGAUGGAGUACCCGUUAUCUGCUAAAUACACUCAGAUCCGAAGCAAACUGUCUGACAAUCAUUGAUACACUAUAUAUAGUUAAUAAUGAGAGCAGGCUUUGUUAUAACCUGCUAUAAAACAAAGUAACACUAUAAAAUCUUUACAAAAGGAAAUAUGUUUAGGAGAGAAAAAAGAAAAUCAAUGUUUUAAAAAAAAAUAUUUCACCCUGCUAAGAGUCAGCGUUGAAAAUUUAAUUUUUUAAUUUUGUUUAUAAAUGCAAUGCAGUAUUCAUUAGAAGUCCGAUAUCCUUUAUAUUUUCUAGAAUUCAUCAGUAGCAAAUAUGUAUUAAAUGGAAAUAUAUGUAAAUACAGUAGAACGACACUUUAGAAAAGCUGCGGGAGUGCCUAACAGAAUAAUAUAAAGGAAUACAUUUCUGCAAGCAUAACUGUGUUAACUAUAAGCAAACAUGAAGCACUUAAGGCAAUGUAUAAGCUGAAUAUAUAUGUAUAUAUACAACUCCUAUUCCAAAAAAGUUGGGGCACCGUGUAAAAUGUAAAUAAGAACAGAAUUCAGAGAUCUGCAAAUCUCAUAGUUAGACCCAUAUUUGAUUCACAUAUCAGAUGUUGAAAGUGAGACAUUUCAUGAAAAAAAUUAACUCCUUUUGAUCUUGAUGGCAACAAAGCAUCCCAAAAAAUUGGGACUGAGGCAACAAAAAGGUUGAAAAGUAAGUGGUACUAAUAAAAAUAAACAGCUGGAAGAGCAACUUGCAGAGGAAGAAUUUUUCAGAAGCAAAGAUGGGCAGAGGUUCACCAACCUAUG
Bufo bufo (common toad) is the source of this 8985-nucleotide messenger RNA. It is a transcript of the gene TNRC18, whose product is annotated as trinucleotide repeat containing 18. NCBI's taxonomy places the organism in Eukaryota, Metazoa, Chordata, Amphibia, Anura, Bufonidae. The coding region runs from base 259 to 8211 and encodes 2650 amino acids. Gene Ontology annotation, molecular function: chromatin binding. The record is from RefSeq and is a predicted model, not a curated record. The transcript has 29 exons.